AUGCCCGGCCAAGAAUCCGGGGGCGUAACCAACUUCUGGUACUCGUUCGACUACGGCUUGGCCCACUUCAUCUCCUUCAAUGGCGAGGCGGACUAUCCCUACAGCCCCGAGUGGCCGUUUGCUCGAGACGUCAAGGGUGGUGAGUCCAAGCCCAAGAAGAACGAGACCUUCAUCACCGACAGCGGUCCGUUUGGCGCUGUCGACGGGAGCAUCUACACCAAGGAGUCGUACGAGCAAUACCGCUGGCUGGAGAAGGAUCUUGCCAGUGUCGACAGGAAAAAGACACCGUGGGUCAUCGCCAUGAGCCAUCGACCCAUGUACAGUUCGCAGGUGUCAGAUUACCAGAAGAACAUGCGGGAUGCGUUCGAGGGCUUGUUCUUGAAGUACGGUGUUGAUGCGUACUUGUCUGGUCACAUUCACUGGUAUGAGCGAACGUUUCCCCUCGGGAACAACGGCACCAUCGACAAGGACGCCAUUAUCAACAACAAUACGUUCCGCACCAACCCUGGCAAAUCCAUCACUCACAUCAUCAACGGCAUGGCUGGCAACAUUGAGAGUCACAUGACUCUUGAAAAGGGCCAGUCUCCGCUGAACAUUACCUGCGUGCUGGACCAGUUACAUUACGGGUUCAGCAAGCUGACCAUUCACAACGAGACGGUGCUGACGUGGUCGUUUGUCAAGGGGAGCGACGGAAGCAGCGGCGACGACUUUACUCUCAUCAAAAAGGGGUCUGGUUCUGGCAGCGGCAACUCUACCGCAGCUUCUCAGUCUGGUAUCGCUACCACGGAUAAGACGAAGGGCACAAGCACCGCUGCUGCGGGUGGCAUCACCACCGUCACCGAGGUGGUCAACUCUUAUACCACCUACUGCCCCGGCUCGACGACGCUCACGCAAGGUUCCAAGACAUAUGUUGUGUCCAAGGCGACUAUCUUGACGAUUACCGACUGUCCUUGCACUCUGACGCACACCCGGUCUCUGCCAAGCGCCCGCAUUUCAUCUGCCGCCAUCUCCGGCAACAGAACGGCUACCCCGUCUGGAUACGCCCCCAACAAGACAGAGGGCGGCUCGAGCCUUGCGCACCUCACAUCCCAAGGCCAGCAGCCUACUCCUUCAGGACCUACAUCCCGCCCAGCGGGAGCUGUAGGCACGACUGCUUCCGUGCCCGUGGCUCAGGGUGGUCGAAUUGGUGCGGAUGCUUCUCUUGUUGGAUUUGCAGCUCUUGCAGCGGCUGCUGCGGCUCUAAUGUAG
This is a messenger RNA of Metarhizium acridum CQMa 102, 1248 nucleotides long. NCBI's taxonomy places the organism in Eukaryota, Fungi, Ascomycota, Sordariomycetes, Hypocreales, Clavicipitaceae. The record is from RefSeq and is a predicted model, not a curated record.